AUGGCUUCCAACCCAUCCCAAUCAUGCUGCUACCGAGGGUGCAAACAUUAUGGAAAGCCACUGGGCACCAUCACAACCCUAAAUGGAUUCGAGGUCUAUACCAGCCACCCUCCUAACAAGUCAACGGAGAAUGGGAUCCUGAUACUCACGGACAUCAUUGGCCACCGGUUCACAAACGCUCAACUCAUCGCUGACCAGUUUGCGACGAAUGGCUAUUUUGUUAUGAUGCCGGACCUCUUUCACGGUGACCCUGUACCGCUGAACAAACCAGGCGAAUUCGACAUGCAGAAGUGGAGAAUGGGAGAAUACCAUCCCCAAGGAAAAGCUCAUCUUCCCAUAGAUAUCGAUCCUAUUGUUGAGACUUGCAUCAGAGAGAUGCAUACAAACUUUAAUUGUAAGAAACUCGGAGCUGUGGGGUACUGUUUCGGCGGCAAAUAUGUCGUUCGACACCUACUUCCGGGAAAGAUUGACGUUGGGUACACUGCGCACCCAUCGCACGUCGAAGCGAAUGAAUUAAAAAGCAUAAAGGGCCCGCUGGCCAUUGCUGCCGCCGAGCUUGAUGCCAUAUUUCCCGCAGAGAAGCGCCAGGAGACGGAGGCUAUCUUAAAAGAAUUGAACCUUCCCUGGCAAAUGAACCUAUAUGGUGGUGUCAAGCAUGGCUUUGCGGUGCGAGGCGAUCACGAGAGCCCCGUGGUGAGAUACGCGAUGCAGAGCGCGUUUCUGCAAGCACUUGAGUGGUUCAAGGAGCAUCUUAGUAGUUAA
Penicillium roqueforti is the source of this 762-nucleotide messenger RNA. RefSeq lists its product as uncharacterized. NCBI's taxonomy places the organism in Eukaryota, Fungi, Ascomycota, Eurotiomycetes, Eurotiales, Aspergillaceae. Gene Ontology annotation, molecular function: hydrolase activity. The record is from RefSeq and is a predicted model, not a curated record. The transcript is spliced from 3 exons. Bases 1 to 762 code for a protein of 253 amino acids.